Mesocestoides corti is the source of this 1083-nucleotide messenger RNA. NCBI's taxonomy places the organism in Eukaryota, Metazoa, Platyhelminthes, Cestoda, Cyclophyllidea, Mesocestoididae. The record is from the annotation of a GenBank genome assembly.
AUGUGGGGCAAAUUGGUGGUUUUUCUAGGGUGUGUGCUUGCGGUUAAACCUACUGUCCGCCUAAGACACAACGGCAACAUUUAUCGCAGCCAAGCCGACGCUAUCUUUAUUACAGCCGAAAGGGCCCUCAACUUCAUGGUGAAAAAUCAUGAAACUUUGAAUCUGGAUGGAGCUGUGGGUGCGAGAAUAAUGCAAGGUGUGUAUGAGCAGUUGAUCAAAACUUAUGGCUUGAGUUUGCCUGAAAAAGUGGUUAGAAAAAUGAAACAAGUUGAGGAGCUGGCCGGGAUAGCUGGGGACCUCGGUACAAUGACAGCCGCCUUAAGGACGCCCUUCUAUUUUUCAAGGGCUGGCUUUCUACUCCGCCCAGAACUUUGGCGCUUUUUCCUCCCAUCACGACGUUUCAAGACGCUGCCGACAGUUGACAUUGGCUCGCUGUCAGACUCCGACAACCUGGAGGAGGAGCCCUCGGACCUUUGUCUCAGGGAGUUCAUUCCACACAACCUACAUCCUCGUUGUGGCAUUUCCAAAAAGUGCUUCAAUGCGAUGACCACAAGUAAUUACUCAUCAUACAGUCUGACGCACCAAUUGCUCUACUUCCUGGUCGGUAUUGGGGCCCAUUGUGAGCGUGAACUGACAGAUUUAAUGGAAGGACCACCAAGCACCAAGCAGAUAGAACAGCACAUGUCUGGUUUUUGUGCCAGAAUAGACAGUGAGGCAAGAACUUUAGAAGACCAGGAUUUUCCUACUGAGUUCCGAGAUCUUUUUAUGGAACAAGUCGGUCUCUGUGGAAUUGCUGGAUUCACUCAAAUUGCCCGUCUAAGGUGGCUAGACCACAUAGUCUCCUGGCAAAGUGCAACUACUGGCUGUUAUCAUCGCUUCGAUGGAGAGAACCUCAAUCCGGAAAACUUCGAUCCAAGUCACUAUGGUAACUACCGGAGGCGCCGACGCUCAGAGAGCAUCAUGCAAAGCGAGAACGAUGAAGACGACGUUUGCUUAUCUCAUCGCACGGCUGUGGCCUUGUUAGCCCUCUCAGCCUACACCCGCCGUUUAGUUGAGGAGGUCGUAAUGAAGGGCGUCGCCUAG